UGUAUCUUAAUAUGGAUUCCCCGAGUAUAAUGCAUGUUUCAUGCUAAGGGUGCAGCAAUUUUAACGGAAUUUCGCGUCCGAGAGUAUUCGCGAACGAUCGUUCGCCUCGUUGCGACGAUAAUUUCCGUUUCACGGCUGGGUAUAACCCAUUGUCAUAUAGCUAGAACUUAGUAUAAUGUCUGAGGACUAUCAACACGCUUGUGAGAGGGCAGAAUUAUUGGGCUUGUCGAUGCCAAGCGAGGAGGAGUGGAGACAGGCACAAGCGGCGAAAAACGAAAAUCGUGGCGACGAUGACGACGAUGGUGCAUUACAGGAUUUGGAUUACGCAGACGAGAAGGCCGGACGCAUCGGCGGCGGGCUGGAUGAGCUGAACAGCAUUUUGAGCACCACGCAGAAGAAGCUCAAUAGAUUCAAGACAGUUUGCGGCAGUCUGGGAACAUUGCUCAAAGUGAAGGUGGGCUCUCGUAGUGGCACACCGCAUCACAAGCCCGAAGAGCCGACUCCCGACGAUAGUCAAGAAGCCGGGAGCCAAAAGGAGCUCGGACCCGCAGCAGAUGAAGUGAUGAUGGUGGAAACAUCGGAUGACACUGCGGAUGUUGCAAAUGAUCCUGCGAACAGCGGCGUCCAGCCGAAACAAAUCGAUCUUAGUCAGAAAAUGGGGUCUCACUUGGAUAAGUUGGAUUCUCUGAUCAUGAAGGCUGAAAACGCUCAAUAUAGUAUGCAGCAUCAGACGAAGCAAAUGCGGAAGUUCCUGAAGUAAUUGAAAUCUACGAAAAAUUGCUACAUCGAUUUAUAAUUAACGAAAUAAAUUAUUAAUUAACGGACCUCGGUUGGACGAUAAAUUCGUAUAAGAUAUGAUUAUUAAUUAAAUUCUAAUUCGCGUAUCUUCCAUUUUAAACGUACAGAAAAUUUAUAUAUAAAUAUAUUUUACAAAAGGAGUUAUUUGUGUACGGAGAAAUUUCUCAAGAAAUUUCUUGGCAUAAAUUUUAAUUUUGUAGGAAAAGAUGCUGUAAUCCUAUAAGAAAAGAUAAUAAGCGUCCACAAUAUACGUAAGAAUUCGUAUAGACUUACAAUUGUUGAAUUGCGUGUAUAAAGUUUAAUUGUUGCAUCGUAUAUUGAUAUUUUUCUCGUGAUAUAUUUUUGAUCUCAUGAUUGUUAUUGAUUCUUUCAUAUAUCGCGCGACGUACAUGUCUUUGACGACGAAAGCCCAGUAUUGUUACUAUAAUACAUAUAUUAUGAAAUGUAUAUAUACAUGAAUAUUGUUGAUAAAUUUAGUAUUGUUAUGUAGACACAAAUGUAUUUCCGGCAAUCAAGGCUUUGUGCUUAGAUCUUUGACAAUAUCGACAUAUCAGGUGUAAAAAAAUGCAUGUUGGCGAUGAACCGAGCCGGUGAUAAACUUUCCUAAUAUGCAAAUAAUGUGAUAUUGUUUUACAUCGAUUUAGAGAUAUUAUAAUCUGCUACAAACCGUAUAUAUUUUAUCAUCAAAUAUAUAGUUUACGCUCUAUUUUUCUAGAUCUAAGUUUUAACGCCGCAUAAUAAUAAGUAAAUGGCGGAUACAUUUUAUUAUCGGAUGAUUUUGUCUUAUAUCGUCUGUAUUUUUAAGUUAGCAAUAUAUAAUAUAUAC
Camponotus floridanus (Florida carpenter ant) is the source of this 1624-nucleotide messenger RNA. RefSeq lists its product as uncharacterized. The record is from RefSeq and is a predicted model, not a curated record. Lineage: Eukaryota; Metazoa; Arthropoda; Insecta; Hymenoptera; Formicidae. The coding region runs from base 176 to 760 and encodes 194 amino acids. The transcript is spliced from 3 exons.